CCUUUCGUCGCAAAGGGCGAUCCCGCGACUGGUGACCAUUCCGACUUUUUCUUGCCAACAUGGUACGGUUGUCGCUGAUGGUUGCCGCUGCGAUCGGGGCGGCUGUGGCGCAGGACCAGACUGCCUCGCGGGCGCCUGUCGAUGUUUCGGCGGCCGACGCGCCGUUCUCUGUGCCGUCGACCGACCGCGCGUUCUGGGCCGAAACGUUCCAAAAUGCGACAACAGCCACGUUCUUUGAAGGUACGACGUGGGUGAAGAGCGCCGGGAAGAAGUACCGCGAACAAAAGAUCAGCAUCAAGAAGGGCAGCAAGUUGCUGGGCAAGUAUGCCGCCGACAAGGCGCUCGUGAUGGAAAACAAGGCGCAGCAUUACGGGUUUGCCGCCAAACUGCCUGAGCCAUUCUUCAUGGACGGGUCCAAGGGCAAGAAGAGCCUCGUCGUGCAGUACGAAGUCAAGUACCCCGAAGUCGUCAAAUGCGCUGGCACGUACCUCAAGCUCCUCCGCGACUCGCCGACACUCGACGUGACGGACCUGCAUGACAAGACGCCGUUCUCCAUCAUGUUUGGCCCCGACAAGUGCGACAAAAACAACAAAGUGCACUUUAUCUUCAACCACCAGAACCCACGGACGAAAACGUACGACGAGAAGCAGCUUCAGAUUUCCCCCGAGGUCAAAAACGACAAGCUGAGCCAUGUGUACACGCUCGCGAUUCACGACGACAAUACGUUCGAGAUGUAUGCUGACCUGACCAUCAUCAAGAAUGGCAGCUUGUACACGCUGUUUCAGCCACCUGUGCUCUUGCCCAAAGAGAUCGACGACCCCACGGACAUCAAGCCGACCACGUGGGAAGAAACCGAGUUCAUCGCGGAUCCCGCUGCCUCGAAACCAGCCGACUGGGACGAAGACGCUCCCCGCACCAUCCCCAACUUGAGCAUCACCAAGCCGGAAGACUGGAACGACGACGUGCGUGGGCCGUGGCGGCAACCCAUGAUGACCAACCCGGAAUACCGUGGCAAGUGGGUGGCCCCGAUGAUUGAAAAUCCAGACUACGUCGGGGAAUGGGAGCCGCGGAAGAUUCCAAACCCCGACUACUUUGACGACGCGCAUCCGGCCCGCAUGGACCCGAUCGGAGCUGUCGCGGUGGAAGUCUGGUCCAUGUCCGAAGGCAUUCAAGUGGACAACCUGUGGCUCGGCCACAACUUGAACGACGCGAAAAAGUUUGCGCGCCAGACGUGGCUGCCCAAGCACGAAGCGGAGAAGAAGGCGGUGUUGAUGGAGCCCGAGCCCAAGAAACCAACGGCCCCCGAGCCGAAAACGAAAGAACCAAAUGUGUUCGAUCGCAUUGAUGAAGCGGUCGCGUGGGUCCAAAAGUACCCGCUCGUCGCUGGCCUGGCCGCCUUCUUUGUCUUUUUGGUCGUCUUGGGCUUCCGUGGCGACCCGCGCCAUCACCCCGGCGCGUACCCCAUGUCCCCGGUCAUCCAAGAAAUCCUCGACUUGGACAAAGGCACAUCGCAAGUGCCGCGUGUGCCCGUCGAUGGGACCGACCUGCGCCAGCGACCGGCCGCGACCACUUCCCGAGAAGCUUAACUUUCAUCCGACCAUCGUGCGUUUUCGUGUUGGAGAGUUUAAACUGCGUGCCGAGCAAUGCAUCUAUCGUCCGUGAUCGCCCGAAUGAAGGGCC
Molecule: messenger RNA, 1680 nt
Organism: Aphanomyces invadans
Lineage: Eukaryota; Oomycota; Saprolegniomycetes; Saprolegniales; Verrucalvaceae
Exons: 3
Coding region: 60-1586 (508 amino acids)
Biological process (GO): protein folding
Cellular component (GO): endoplasmic reticulum; endoplasmic reticulum membrane
Molecular function (GO): calcium ion binding
Source: RefSeq, a predicted model, not a curated record